GGAUACUGAAGGUUAGGGGUAGUGACGAAAGUCCAGGCAUCAUGCCAGGGGCCGACGGGGCCUCGUCCUCCUCGGCCCAUCCCCACUCCCCGCCUAUCCCGGAUGCGGAGAAACAGAGGAUAAGGGACAUUCUCAGCACCUGUUAUUCGGAUGGGAUCAUGCCUCGUCGGUUGUCUCCUAAUACCUCCCCAAACACAGUGGAGGUGGGAGAGGACUAUGUCAGGGUGACUAUCAACCCGGAAGUUCUCCGUAUACAGGCGGACUGGUUAAAAGAACACGUCGUAACUAUCCUCUAUGGGGACGAAACCACGUCAUUACCAGUGGAAGUUAAAAAACGAUUAGUCAGGAUCUAUGAGGAUGGCUGGGCAACCAGUCGGGCGAUCAAUGCCCCGCCCAAGAGAGGCUUGUUCCAUAACGAGUGCAAGAACUUAGUGACUUAUGUGUCAGCCUCUGCACAAGUGGCUACCUUCAUGCUGCGAAAAGGGCAUGAGAAGGUAACUUUGGAUAGGAAAGUAUACUCGCUCACCUUCCAACCAUGGAUGAAUGAUUUCCAACUUCAAGAGUGGAGGGAGACGAUGCGAUUUAACUAUUUUUGGAUUAAGUGUCUGCAGGUACCAGUCUCGGCGAUGCCACAGCUAGAGAAUGUUGUGGAGGAGGCGUUUGGUCAGAUACUGAAAUCCUAUCCGGCUUUUAAAGAACCCAAUUCCCCAGAGUUGUUAAAUAUCAGGUUCGACUUGGUAUCCUCCGCAAGACUGCGGUUCAAACCAUGGUUAUGCUUGGACCUAGCUGAACAUGGAUAUGUGGAAUUGGAAGUCAUAGGGGCCGAUACACCAUGGUGUGCCUCGUGUAAACAAUUCUACCACUUUGCUGGAGACCCGUCAUGCCCAAAGAACAAAAAUCGAAACUCAAAGGGACAGGAGGGGCAAAGUGGGCAGGAUGAGGGAUCCGGUGGGGGCAGAGAUAAGGAAAAGGGAGAAGAAAGGGAGAAGGAUCCAGAGAAGGGGCCAGAGAAAGAACAUGAAUCGGAGGGGGGAGACGGGAAAUCAGAAGGUAAUCAGGGUGACGAAGGCACCCGUCUGGGAAAAUCCAAAGGGGAGGACAGAAACACGGAAUCGAAUGUGAAGGGGAAAGGGAAGGACACACGGGGGAGAAAUCGAAGAGUGUUGGGGAGGAAACAACAGAAAAAAGUAUACCGCCAAGUGCGAAAAGCCGCAGCCAAAGGGAAAGAGGAAAGCCAUAAGGACACAGAAAUGGAAGAAGCCACAGAGGGUGGAGAGAAAGAGGGAGAGAAGCAGCCAAUAGACGUCUCAGAACAGGAGGAAGGGAACGGAGGACAAGGGGGUGGCCAAGGGGAGGAGACAGUGGAAGAAAAAGGAAAAGACAAGAAAGAAUCCCCAGCACUACCUACAGCAGAAAAGGAAGAAACCCCCGCCCUCCCUCUGAGGAGGACGGGAUCUAUUUUGGAAGAAGGGGAGGACCAACCCCACCCCCACCCCCCAUCCUCUACUCUCUCACCAGCGUCAAAACCCGAGGAGAUUCAAGAGGUAGGGAAGGACAUAAGGAGUGAAGCAGAAGGAAUGCAUACGGGGAUUGAAAAUGAAAGAGACCAACACCCCACCCCGAAGGGCAGCAGAAGGGAUUUUACAGAGACAAAAGGGGGAGGGGGAAUGAUUAAUUUAAUACACGAAAGCAUGAUGACAAAGGACAAAUUUGCGGAGGAAGAGGGGUUGGGGGCAUCCGAAGGGUCGGAGGAGACAAAUAGUUCAGAGGAUAUUGACCCUUCAGAGAACUCGAAGAGCCCCAGGGAAAGGUGGGAUGAAGACGAAGAAGAGGUAGGAACAGGGGGGGAGGAGGAAGGAAAGCAGGCGAACGGAGAAGAUUGGAAAUCAGAUGCAGACUCAGAGGAAGAGGCGGAAGAGGAUUUCCUGGGGGUGGUUGGGAAUUCAUUAUCCGGAGAAGGGAACGGUGAAGGGGAGGAGGAGGAGGACGAAGAGGUCAGGGAUGAUGGAUUUUCUGAUUAAUAAUAUAAGCGCGUUAGCUUCGCUGCACUUACCUGAAGGAAGAUCCGGGACAGUGGUCACAGAAUGAAUAAAACACCAGAAC
Molecule: messenger RNA, 2103 nt
Organism: Chara braunii
Lineage: Eukaryota; Viridiplantae; Streptophyta; Charophyceae; Charales; Characeae
Source: the annotation of a GenBank genome assembly